CGGUUAGUUCAGCCGGCGGAAUCAAAUGGCAGCUGAUGGAUGGCCUUGACACCUGAUUUUUGCAUUUGCCUGUAGUGAUUCCCAACUAUGACAUCCAAUAAUAUGUACAGAGUUGGGGAUUUUGUCUACUUCGAAGUUGCUGCGGCAUCACCAUAUCACAUCAGAAAAAUCGAAGAAUUGAAUAAGACUCCCACUGGCGCAGUAGAGGCUAAAGUAGUAUGUUUCUAUAGGCGACGAGACUUAUCACCGAACUUGAUACAGCUGGCCGACAAACAUCAAAAAGAGUUAGGAACUUGCGGUGAUGAUACUCAACCGGAUAUACUGCACCAGAUACAUCAUCGUGAAUUGUUCCUUUCCCGACAUCUGGAAACACUUCCAGCAACACAUAUUCGUGGAAAAUGCAUAGUUACUCUACAUACCGAAACGGAACCUUAUCAUAUCUACCUGACGAAAGACGACACUUUUUUCUUUCAAUUAGUGUAUGAUCCGUUGCAAAAAACUCUCCAAGCUGACCAAGGAUCUAUUCGGGAAGGUCCUCAAUAUCAAGCAGAGAUUGAGCCUUACCAUCCUCUCCUAGAAUAUUCUACCGACGAAUCUACACAUGAACAGCUGCUGUGGCGACCAGACAACAAUUUAACUCCUUCAGAUCUAGACUCAUAUCUCCUCUUAAUUCGAUCUCUUGCUACAUUGGGCAGAUCUUUUUAUCCACCACAUAUUCUCCGUCAGCCAAACCUUACAAUGUCUGCAGCUGCAGCGGCCAGAGAUACCACACACCAGUUUGCUUUAGAUACUUUACAUUCUGCUAAUUAUAAUAUCUCGCAAGCACUUCAAAUGUUAGCUCCUCAUGGACAACCGAUCUUAAAGUUGGAUGAAAUGGAGCAGUGGUCAGCAAGCGAAGGCAAUCUUUUUGAAGAAGCGUUAGAAAAAUAUGGGAAGUGUUUUUAUGAAAUACAAAAUGACUUCCUUCCUUGGAAGUACCCAAAAAGCCUUGUGGAAUUCUACUACAUGUGGAAAACUACAGAUCACUAUGUUCAACAAAAACGUAUGAAGGCUAUUGAAGCAGAACAUCAUCUAAAGCAAGUAUACAUUCCAAAUUACAACAAGCCGAACCCGGCUGUUCUUUAUCCAGUUACAACUGAUUCUAGUAGCUCAGCAUCUGGAUGCGAGGGUUGUCCUAAUCUUACAUCAACUCUGUGGUAUGCUCUUGGUCCAUCUCAUUCUCCUUUAAAAGUUUGCGUUGAUUGUUGGAAUUACUGGAAGCGAUAUGGAGACUUAAAAUCCACAUCACUUUUGGAUAAAGUUUCCGAACCAAUUUCUUCCAAUCCAACAUGCGCUUCCAACUCAGAUUCCAAAACCAUGAGUGUCUCGAAAACUAAUAUUUCCAUUACUGAACUCCAAGCUCGUAAGAACUCACCCACUGUUUCGACUGACCACUCUACAAAGUCGAACGACUUAGGAGUUAAUAAUUCUAAUGCAUAUAUGCUAGCAUCUAAAGUUCGUACCAGCGUCAGCUUUCAUUUUGUCGCUAGUCUCACUCUUCGAAUCGCUCGUCGGCUGUGUGUGACUUCAAGUCCUCGACGCCGAGCUCGUCAACCAUUCAAACGCCUCACAUUUUUAACUGGUUUCCAUAAAGACACUCUCCCGUUGUUAACUAAACUUACUCCGGCUGAAUCUCAUAAACUUACAAAGCGAUUUCGAAAUAUAUCUGCGGUAAGCAAAUGCAAAUCCCGUGGAGUUGCCUUACAUUCUUUGGUCUCACGAUUGCAUAAAACAAAAUGUAGUUCAUCUAAUGGAGUAGAAACAGUUUUGGCUGGUGAACCCUUAUCUAUGAUUAUAGAAAACCCCAAAUAUGCCCCUUCAGAUACUGCUCUCGACUUAGCUGUGAACGGUUUGGUCACUACAUGUGAUUCCGGAAGUCUCAAGGAUCCUGGUUCGAUGCCUAACAGUGAUGAGCAUUCAGAUGCCGACUGUAUUUCUAAUAAGAACCCUAACGCGACAAUUCCUGAUGAUGAAUCGAACAUUGAAGUCAUGUCAAACAAUCAUGGGUGCAUAAAUUUGGGUCCAAAACGUCGUUUUACUGUUGGGUCUGAUGUAGAUGGUGCGUCAACUUUGAUGUACCGAGCCACUCAACUGAUUAAACGUUCUCGACGUAAAUUUUUGUCGUUAACUGAACUUCGUCGUUUCGGUCGUCAUCCUUGGUUUGAUUUUAAUGUGGGUUUACAUUCACAAAAUGGUCUACAUCCUGUUUCUUCAAAUUUAAAAAAGAAAUCUCAUGCCGUCACAACCAAUUCGACUACAGAAACUGAUCUUCCAAAUCCUGGUAUUGUUACUUCAUCGUCAAGUGCACAUUGAAUUCAGAAUAGAUCGUCCCAUUACUUCAUUUCCAUAAUAGGACAUUUUCAACAUUUUUGUGUUUUUACUGUUACUUUUGCAUGACGUUAUCAUGUCAGACAUUAAUACUGACAGUAUUGUAAAACUUAUUCAAAUCCUAUUCCAGUAUCGUUUUCACCAUUCAUUAGGUUCGCGGGGAUUUAAGUUAAGUAAUUUCGUCAUCAUUAUCACUUCAUUGUUUUUGGUGUAUAGAAAUGUAAUAUCUCUUCUUUUAUGCUUUCCUUGUUCUAAGUUUAUAAAAAAUGUCUUCUUCAUCUUGAUUCCAUUUUCUGUAUCUUCCUAUUUGCUCAUUAGGUUAUUUGAAUAAACUUGUAAUGUCUAAUUUUUUCAGUUAUUUAGGAGGGUGCAUUUAACAAAAUUCAAGUUACCGGAAAAUAUUACAUUCAAGGUGUUUAUUUUCUGUAAAUUUUUUUUCUCUAUUUUGUAAUUAGUCUAUAAAAUAGCCGUUGUUGGGUGA
Messenger RNA from Schistosoma bovis, 2848 nucleotides. The record is from the annotation of a GenBank genome assembly. Lineage: Eukaryota; Metazoa; Platyhelminthes; Trematoda; Strigeidida; Schistosomatidae.